AUGGCAGAGAAAAAAGAGCGGUUGCUGUUGGACGUGAUUGGUACGCUCGAGGACGCCGUGGAAAAGAAUCCUCUAGAUUAUAAGAAAUGGUCUCAGUUGAUUGAGCAUGUGGUGGCCAAGGACAAGGAAGAACAGGUCAGAGCCACCUUCGAGAGAUAUUUUUCUAUAUUUCGCUUCGAUGCCCGUCAAUGGAACAACUAUGUAAAUUUCGAGUUGAAUAGAGGCGAAUUCAAUAAUGUCGAGCAGAUAUUCGCCAAGUGUCUACCUAUCACAGACGAUGUAGACCUUUGUCGAACAUACGUUUCCUAUGUACGUCGUGUGAACGACGUCAUCACUGGCGGAGAGAAGGCUAGAACGACAGUGCUGCAGGCUUUCGAUUUUGCUGUCAACAAAGUCGGCACAGACGUGGACAGUGCUGAACUUUGGAAAGACUAUCUUGACUUUUUUAAGUCAUGGACACCUUCAUCUUCGUGGGAACAGCAGCAGAAAACAGAUCUCAUUCGUCGUCUAUACAGAAGAUGUCUCGUUAUUCCAGUUGCUAAGAUUGAGUCUACUUGGGCUGAAUAUACAAAAUGGGAGAAUGAAGUAUCUACUCCCAAUAGUGCCAGUAAGUUUAUUGCUGACCUCUCCACUUCAUAUAUGGAGGCCCGUUCGUGGAAUACCGAGUUUAAAAAUGCCACUAAGGGCCUGUUGAGAAGGCGAACGAUCCCGAUGUCGCUACAAGAAGACAACAACAAUGUGUUAAGCACUCAAGUUGAACUUUGGUUCAGAUGGUUAGAGUUAGAAAAGAAGAAUCAUCUCAAUUUGAAGGAACACGAUUUACGUAAAAGAGUUGAAUAUGUCUUUAGGCAGGCUACCUACACGCUUCCAUUUGUGCCAGAAAUCUGGUUUCGGUUUAGUCGAUACAUGAUGAGCGACGGUGAGGAAGCGAAUAGGGCCAGAAGUAUAGAUCUUUUGAGCGAGGCAUUUAAGUUAAACCCAAGCAGCUUUCUUAUCGCCUUCCUGUUGACAGAACUACAUGAGAAGGACAACUCUUUCGACAAAGCAACUGAGGUGCUCCGAAACCUCAUAGGCACAUUGUCCAAAAAAUAUGAUGCUCUCAAAGAACAGCUUGAUACCUUGAACUCCGAAGUGAAGGAGAGGGCCCUCAAUAGUUUGGAAAAACAGAAGAAUGCCAACGAUAGCGAUGAUGAAGACAUGAUCGACAGUGGCAACUCGGAAGUGAAGCUCUCUGAGAGUGAGGCGCUUGAGAUCCUCGACUUAGAGGCGAAAGUUGAGGAUCUGAGUAAGUCAGUCACCCUAGCGUAUAUAAACUUGAUGGCCUUGAGUAAAAGAACACAAGGUAUAAAGGAGGUUCGUUCUGUGUUCAAGCAGAGAAAGAACUUCGAAGCAAUAGGCUACGAGUUUUAUGUGGAGAAUGCCUUGACUGAGUACUACUCUGACAAUAAGAAGAUCGCCGAUAGAGUGUUUGACUUGGCGAUGAAAACAUUUAGUCUGAAUGGUGGCUUUCUCUAUGCUUACUUGGACUAUUUGAUCCUCACGAACUCCUCUGAAAGUAUCAAAGUUUUUUUUGAAAUGGCUCUUACAAACCUACUGCAAACGCUCCUGGAGGACCAAGAGGCCAUUCAGUUGAGUAAGGGUAAUAUACUCGACCAAAAGAAAAGGACCGUCAGGCUCAAAAAGAACCAAAAUGCCAUGAAGCGAAUCAUAAAGAGGUACAUACGGUUUGCCUACAACUAUCUAGACUUGGAUACUGUGGGCGCCCUCGAGAGGCGGUACCUUCAUCUCUUUCCCGACGAUGAUGAGUUAAACUUGUUCAUAGACAGGUCCAGAGGCACCGCUGUGGAUGCCAUCAGCAAAUACGACUUGUGCACUGAAGAGAAGUCAGACUCUGACAAUGAAGAUGAUGAAGAUGAAGUGGCUGCCGAACAGCACAAGAGUAAGAAGCGCCGCAGAUUGUCCUCCCCCAGCGAUAACUACCUGCCUGAAUCUGCCACGGGAACCACUUCUGGGACUUCUAUUGUAGGAAAUGGGCAAAUUGCUGGUCCACAAAUGGGGCAGCCAGAGAAUCAGUUUGGUUUCGUUGGUACCACCAUCUACGGACUCCUCCAAGUGUUGCCUAAUGCUGGAUACUUUGGGCCCCCGAACGAACACAUCUUUAACAGCGCCAAAUUGGUUGAGCUUUUCAGCAAUCUCCCAGAUCUCCCUGGUGACCACUAA
Molecule: messenger RNA, 2220 nt
Organism: Candidozyma auris
Lineage: Eukaryota; Fungi; Ascomycota; Pichiomycetes; Serinales; Metschnikowiaceae
Product: cleavage polyadenylation factor subunit RNA14
Exons: 1
Coding region: 1-2220 (739 amino acids)
Biological process (GO): mRNA 3'-end processing
Cellular component (GO): nucleus
Molecular function (GO): mRNA binding; protein binding
Source: RefSeq, a predicted model, not a curated record